AAAGGGGCAUUGAUUUCCUCCAUUUUAGUGUUCUCAGGGCUCAGUGAGAGAAGCUCUCUGAGCGAUCUGACACGGGGGUUUAGGUUCUUUUCCUUAACCAAAAUCGCUCUUUUCUCGUCUUUUUUCCCUCAUUCUCGGCUUUCUUGAGGAAAUUAUUGGCCAGAGUCGUCGUGUUUUUCCGCAGGAGUUUGGAGAAAAGGAGGAAUUUUGACGUGAUAAGGCGAUGGGGACAGUAGUAGUAGUUCCUCUGGUUUAUUUGACCGGAUCUUGAUUCUUUUGUCCCUGCCCUUUUGAUCUCCUAGUACUGUUAGGGUUAUGUCGAUUUUCUUGCUUAGUCUGGUUUCUUAGUGUUUUGUGCUGCCAAUUAUUACAAGUCGAAUUGUUAUUCUGGUCGUUGCUGUCGUAAUUUGGAGACGAAGAAUAGAUUUUGAAGCGUAGGGCUUAUGGGUUUAGGAAUUAUUUGUCAGCUGCAGUGCCUCGGUGCAUGUUUCAGGAGGCUUUCGCCGUAAAAAUUUUCAUCUUUCCUGAUCUUUGUUAGAAUUCCUUGGAACGUAGUUAAAUUUUCGAGUGCUUAGUGGAGAAAAGCGCUCAAAUUUUCUUCUUUUUUUGACUUCGGAAGAGGUUCUCGAGUGUGAUCUUACUCCUCAGAGUAGCCCUGUAGGAAGUUUUGGAUGUUAUUGGCGUCGCUGUAGGAUUUGGAUUGCCUGGUAGGUAAUGGUGCUUACAGCUCGCUGCUUGGUCGCAUGGAAGUGAGGUUGGAGCAGGGGACUAUGGCUAGUAGAGAAACCUCCUCGUUGUUCUUUGGUGUGCAGAAAAAUCCGGUGCAAUCGCAGCCGCCGGCGAUGCAGAGCUUGCGAUUGGCCUACGUGGCAGAUGGCACGGCUAUCUUCAAGCCGAUAUCCAGUCCAUCUCCUGCUCCUCCUCGGCCUUCUCCUCCUCCUUAUCAAGGAGGAGAUGGAGGAGAGAAUGCUGGAGCUGGAGAUGGUAGCUCUGCGGUGAUCACACCCCAUGGCCUGAACAUCAACGUUGGAGAGCCAGUGAAACGGAAGAGGGGGCGGCCGAGGAAGUACGGACCCGAUGGCCUUGCUCUGAACCCUUUAUCUACAGCUGCUUCAGUCUUGCCGGUAGCCGGUGCAUUCUCUCCUCCUGCAGGGAUGGCUAACCCGGCCGAUGCCACUAAGAAACCAAGGGGCCGGCCACCGGGUUCCGGCAACAAGAAGCAGAAGCUGGGUGCUCUAGGAUCAUCAGGAACUGGAUUUACUCCUCAUGUUAUUACAGUAACGGCAGGAGAGGAUGUAUUUUCAAAAAUUAUGUCAUUUUCUCAGCAUGGAUCACGUGCCAUUUGCAUUCUUUCCGCAAAUGGUGCCAUAUCUAAUGUAACUCUUCGUCAGCCAGCAACUUCUGGUGGUACUGUAACUUAUGAGGGACGAUUUGAGAUCUUGUCAUUGUCUGGAUCAUUUUUGCUGUCAGAGAGUGGUGGACAGCGAAGUCGAACAGGUGGCUUGAGUGUAUCGCUAGCUGGUCCUGAUGGACGAGUUUUAGGUGGUGGAGUGGCAGGACUUUUGAUGGCAGCAUCCCCAGUUCAGGUAGUUAUGGGGAGCUUUAUACCUGAUGGAAAAAAGGGCUCGAAACAGAUUAAUCCCGUAGACCCAACAUCGGCCCCUGGAAAGCUUGCCGCAGAUGGGAUGACGGGAGCCAGCAGCCCACUUUCGCGGGGCACCAUGAGUGAAUCCUCCGGUGGCCCUGGGAGCCCACUCAACCAGAGCACCCCUGUGUGCAAUAACAGCAAUCAGCAAGGCCUCUCUAACAUACCAUGGAAGUAACUUGCGCUUACUUGCGUUCUUACUGUUUUGAACCCUUAAUAAGCUUAGUUCAAGUGAAGAAGAGGGAAAAUCACUAAAAAUUCCCCUCAUCAUAUUACUUAUGUUGCUCUUUGUAGCUAUUCUUUAGUCGUAUCGGCACAUCAUACUAGUGCCUGAAGUUGAAUCAGAAUGUGCCAUCAAAUGUUGUCAUGUCAGUAUAUAUGUGCUUGUCUGCCCCAAAUCCUUGGAUCUACUCUUCCUCCAUGUCAGUUUGAAUAUAUGUUGAUGAUUAUAUA
Musa acuminata AAA Group (dessert banana) is the source of this 2098-nucleotide messenger RNA. Its product is annotated as AT-hook motif nuclear-localized protein 10. The coding region runs from base 744 to 1823 and encodes 359 amino acids. The transcript is spliced from 5 exons. Lineage: Eukaryota; Viridiplantae; Streptophyta; Magnoliopsida; Zingiberales; Musaceae. Gene Ontology annotation, molecular function: minor groove of adenine-thymine-rich DNA binding. The record is from RefSeq and is a predicted model, not a curated record.